Molecule: messenger RNA, 3185 nt
Organism: Athene cunicularia (burrowing owl)
Lineage: Eukaryota; Metazoa; Chordata; Aves; Strigiformes; Strigidae
Exons: 2
Coding region: 202-1191 (329 amino acids)
Biological process (GO): regulation of autophagy
Cellular component (GO): mitochondrion
Source: RefSeq, a predicted model, not a curated record
GCAGACAGCCGACUAUAUUUAGCAACAGCAACAAAACAGGCAGCCGAAUCAGCUGACUGGAGGCAGGGAGCCUGAUGCACGGUUUAGUUUUAGACAGCACAUAUUCUGCACUGAAAACAGGGAGGGAGAGAGCAAGGGAGAGACGUGGGAGCCUGGGGAGCUGAAAGCCACCCGUCCCUCUGCACCAGCAGCAGCACAGCCAUGGCACCCCGGAUAAGAUUGAGUCUUUCAAAGCCUCUCCCAACCAUACGUGAAACCUAUGAGGAAGCAAUGGAAGAUUCAACCAGCAACAUGAAACGCACUGGAAGCACUGCAGCCAGCCCAGACUCGUACUCCAGCGAUGAUUACAUUCAGUCCAUCUGCCACCUCGCCAGACCCACCUUCCCGGGCCUUCCUGAAAGCAGCCGUAAGCUUCAGGAUAGAAAGACCCUGAAGAUCCUUGAAGACGUGCCAUGGUCUCCAUCCCUUGGUGGGACACAGCUGGAAACGUCAAAAUGUAAACUGACCGAUUUCAUCUCAAAUAUGGUGCCACCAGGAAAAGUCACACCUGAAGAACCCGACUUCUGGUCCAGAGAGGACCCCCUGGCACAGAUUUACACCCAUGCGGGAAAGCUCUGCUCCUCCAAGGCUUCUUUGUAUGACAAAAGCUCCGGCACUGGUUACGCACGGUGCAACUCUUCUGCCCCCAACAGCGAACUUCAUCCCCCAGCCAUGAAAGAAAAAGCCACAGGGAAAUCCAAUUUUCCACAAGUGUUUGGUUUUCCAAGGCUUCCCUCCCCCAGACCAGUGCAGAAAGAAGCAGUCUGCUCAGAGCUGAGGUAUCUCAGAAGGGAAGAGGGAACAGUUUUAGGGAGUAACCGCAGUCAGAAAGAAAACGGCCCUGCUUUCAUUAACAGCGAAGAGCUAUCCCCAUCCCCAGCUGGAGGGAAGCUAGUAGGUAACCCAGCCUUGCACUGCUCUGUAAGCAGGCAGAGUUAUUUGUUCAGUACAGCAGGCACCGAAGAAAAAGGGAGAAAAACUUCUCACUGUGACAAAAAUGUAAUGGGUGAUGUCCUCACUAAGCAGAGAUACUCUGAGUGUUUCCAGGUACCUAAAAAAGCCAUGAUCCACAACUGGAUUUCAGAGCACAGAUGCAUCUGGAAAGAAGCAAAGGUAAAAGCUUGUUUGCUCCCAGCCAUUGCUGAAGUGUGAAGAAGUAGCUGCUCAGAAUAAUUUUAUUCACAAGAUAUAACCACCCUGUGCUCUAAAAGCUCUCCCUGGAGUCCUUACACAGAAAACAUGGCUUGAAUGUGCAUGCAAAUGAGGCAGACUUUUGUGACCCAUCAUAUCCCUCAUCAGUAGGCAAAGGGACAAUUCAGACUCUCAUUCACUAAGGAAACAGCAAUUAGUUCUCAUUUUGGAAAGGCAACAGUUCAUAAAGCAUCUACCCCCAGCGACUGCCUAGAACUGCCCUGAGCAUGAAGACAAGCUGGCGAGAGUACAAACCCCAUCUGUUCUGGAGGAGAAGUGAUCUGCGGGAACAUCAAACCACUGGUGUUUUCCACCAAAUGCUGCACAGCCAGAUGUUGCUCACACUUGGUACGGUUACUCUGAAAGGAACAUUUUGGCCGAUGCUUGGACAGACUAAAUGUGCUCUCUCUGACGUAUACCUUUACUAGGAGACCCAGUAUAGAUCACUGCAUCGACACCAGAAUACCACUGAACAGGUCACCUGUUAGUGCAGUAGCAUAAAGAAAUAUUUUAAAAAAAUAAUAAUGUCUUGGUUUUCUAGAGGGCAACAUGGACAAUAUUACAACUCCUCCGGGAGCGGAUUUGCUUGUUGCUUACCCUGGCACAACCUUGUUACCUUUACUUCUUGAUUUACCCUCAGCAGGAGGAGAGCUGGGAGAGAGGCCCUGGGUGGGCAUUGCCGUGCCAGUGCCACGGCUGUCCUGGAGCUGUAACCACCUGCGAUGCCAGCUGUAAAAGAACAGGUAUCAGGCUGGUCUCUGCCCUGUCACCACCCCCCCCAGCCAGGCUGCACACCGUGGGCACCCUCAGAGUUUGCUGCAUGGGUGCAGCAGCACCACGAGCUCGAACAGCAGCUCAGUGGCACAAGAGCAGCUUUGAGGGGCAGCCUGGGGAUGCUGGGCUGGUGGUUACAGGACCUGAAUGUAAAAUAAUAAUGUCUGGGUUUCAUAUCUGUGCUUCUGUAUUCUCAUCUACCUGACCAUGCUAACGAUGCUUUGCCUGGUGCUGUGAGACUGAAAUAUGAGAAAAACCACAGUGUAAGUGUGGUACAACCAUCCGGCACAUAACAUAUAUGAAACAAUACAGUUGGCGUUAGUGCUACAUGGGAUGUCUGUGGGAAGACAAGCAUUCCCGCAUUGCUGGAAGAUGCCAGCGGGGUGUGGUGAGCACACACCAGGUCGUCCCUUGCUGCUGCAUGGGGACAUCUCCGUCCAGAGAAAGUGUCUCUCCUCAGCGCUUUCUCCUACAGCCAGAGCAGCCUCACGUACCUGCGUCUGCUACAGCACUCUCCGUAGCCAGCCAAGAGAAGUAGGUGAGAAAACUGCAAAGCAAUACUAGUCUAAUUAUUAUUACUACUACUAGGAAUAAAUCUUUUGGCACAGAAGAGAGCAGAGGGACCAGGCUGUUUGUUCAACAGCAGCUACGAUGGGAAAUACCAUUGGAAACUUGCAAUUAUAAAAAUGCUCACAAGCGAUUUCCAAACCACCCUCGAGCAGAUUAAAUCAGAAGGCAACUUCUGCUCAGUACCAACAUGAGUGUAAAUACACUUGAGGAUCAAAAGGUGAGCAUAUUUCUGCUUCUCAUUCUCACAUCUCUUACCUCAAACAUUUUUUCUCCUGUUGAAACUCAUUAGUGCUAUGGAGCUGAACUGCGUCUCAUCUUCGUUUUUGAACUAACCACACAGCAAGAACAAAAGCGAAGGUGGCUCCAGCAUUUAUUAGAGCUGAUGGAGAGAGUUGAGUUGGGGAGGUGCCAGCCCGCUCUGCCUCCUCCACACCUUUCCCUUCCUUCUCAGGUCAAUGCUGGGAUUUAAGUGAUGUUUGUCCUUCACUGCACUGCUGACAUUUUAAUUUCUCUCCAUGUGAAUAUUUAUGACACUAAUGCCUAGAAAGUCUUGUGCCAACUGCAUGUACCGCUGCUUUUGACAGAGCAAACAAAUAAAACCAUUACAUCAA